UUUAAAACAGCUGUCAAAUAUUACAAGAAAAAAGUCAUGCAGCUGUCAAAACGAAACCAAAAUAAAGAUUACAAUUAUUGUGAAUCAUUAUUGCGUUAAAAAUGGCCUAAUACAUUUUAUUAUUUCGUCAUGUUUUCAUUUUAAAUUCAUUUUUUAAUUAUAAAUCUGUGAAAAUGAUGAAAAAAAUGAGUGGUUCGUUUCGAAACACGCAAUGGGAUCCAGCAUUAAUUAUUUCCCAAAUAAUCGCGGUUCAAUGUAUUGUUUAUCUAAGUUUAGGCAUUAUUAUGGCUGUUUUAGAUUUAUUAACAGGAGACAGUAAUUCUUUGGAACACUUAUUUGAGUAUCACGAAAUACAUAUUCGAGAUGUUGGAGGUCGAAUGGUUAUUAUAGCGUUUAUAUUAAAUUCAUUAAUUGGGUCAUUAGUUCUUUGGUUUAUCGUCCAAAGAACCAAACAAUGUCUCGACUUCAGUUGUACAUGGCAUUUGUUACAUUUACUGAUAUGUUGGAGUUAUAAUGGAAGUUUUCCAAGUUCAUUAUCAUGGUGGCUUUUGAAUAUUGCAUGUGUAACAUUAAUGUGUGUAUGUGGCGAAUUUUUAUGUUUACGAACUGAAUUACGUGAGAUACCUUUAUCAUUAGGACCAAAGGUCGAUUUGUAAUUUUAUCGUCAAUUGUAUUUCAGUUACAA
This is a messenger RNA of Chrysoperla carnea, 685 nucleotides long. It is a transcript of the gene Sys1, whose product is annotated as protein SYS1 homolog. The record is from RefSeq and is a predicted model, not a curated record. Lineage: Eukaryota; Metazoa; Arthropoda; Insecta; Neuroptera; Chrysopidae. Gene Ontology annotation, cellular component: Golgi membrane; trans-Golgi network. Bases 174 to 656 code for a protein of 160 amino acids. Gene Ontology annotation, biological process: Golgi to endosome transport; Golgi to plasma membrane protein transport; protein localization to Golgi apparatus. The transcript has 3 exons.